AUGGCUGAUCUAGAAGUGAACGUUGACGAUCUUGUGGAGUUGCUCUCACCUAAUAUGGCCCUGCUCGUCCGCCGAAAAACAAUGGAAAUCGUCACUCAACUCGGUGCGCCACUCGACGGUUCAGCUGGAAAAUAUUUCCAGGCGAAAGACUUCGCACUGGGAAAAGCGAUUUGUCAGUUGUGCGAAGCGACUGCGUCCGAUCGUACGGAGACCCUAGCGGCACUCACCAAUUACACGUCUGGAUCGAUUGAAGCAGCCGAUUUUAUUUUGAAAAACUCGAAAUGUAUCGAAAUUGCGUAUACUGCAGUGGUGGCGAAUGCACUCUAUUCGUCAGUCGCCUCCCGACUUCUUGUCAAUGUCGCCCGCCAUUUCCCAGAUCGUGUUGAUCAGAAAUUGAGGGCGCGCAGUCCGGAUUUCAUUACGGCGUUGCUUGCCGAAAUCAAGAAAGCAGUGUCAUCGGGCGACGAGGCUCGCGCCAAAUUCAUCGGAUUCACCAUCGUCAAUCUCUCGAUUCUGUCACGUGUCCGUCAAUAUAUUGUUGGCGUCGGAAAAACAGGUGACAAUGAUGAAUUGGCGCCUCCGUCGACGACAACUCCACCGCUACCAAUUGUUUACGACCUGUUGGCAAGUGCAGCGAUGCCCGAAAUUCGAGAGUGUGCUGCUGAUGUGCUACGCAAUUUGGCGUUCGAUGAUGAGAGAUCUAGAGUUUCUGAAGGUCCUGAGGCUCAUCUCAAUCUGAAACUGCCAUCGCGACAGACUGAAAUGUCUAGAUUUCAGCAACCAGAUAGUCUGAAAUUUGAUCCUAGCAGUUUCGUAAUCCUAGGCUAUCUUUACAGAGCAAUUUGGAGGAUUCUGAGAAUUCUAGGGUUGAUCCAGGAUCGAAUAGCUACAAGUCUUGUCUGUGGUAAGAUUCAGAAUCCAGAAGAUUCAGAAUUUCAAGCUCUGAAGAGCCUCUAUGAUCUACCAGCUGACUGGCAUCAAUAG
Molecule: messenger RNA, 984 nt
Organism: Caenorhabditis remanei
Lineage: Eukaryota; Metazoa; Nematoda; Chromadorea; Rhabditida; Rhabditidae
Exons: 7
Coding region: 1-984 (327 amino acids)
Source: RefSeq, a predicted model, not a curated record